Callorhinchus milii (elephant shark) is the source of this 2837-nucleotide messenger RNA. Its product is annotated as FHF complex subunit HOOK interacting protein 2A-like. The transcript has 16 exons. Bases 126 to 2246 code for a protein of 706 amino acids. NCBI's taxonomy places the organism in Eukaryota, Metazoa, Chordata, Chondrichthyes, Chimaeriformes, Callorhinchidae. The record is from RefSeq and is a predicted model, not a curated record.
AACCUCCUAUUCCACUCCAGGAGCUGUUUGUUGACCAUUGGAAAGGCAUCACCAGCUAUUACAUCCUGACCACAGACGAGACAGUGCCUGUGAAGCAGACAGACAUCCCAUGGCGCCUGAGGCAGAUGCUGGAUAUUUUGGUGUAUGAAGAGAAGCAGCGAGACACACAGGAGACAGGACCAUGUCUGGAGUAUCUGCUACAGCACAAGAUCCUAGAGACACUGUGUACCUUGGGCAAGGCCGGGUACCCCCCUGGGAUGAAGCAGCAGGUGCUGAUCCUCAUGACCCAGCUCCUGAGCCAGAUUCAACAGCCACUACUGCCCCAUGUCAAUGUGCACCGGCCUGUACAGAAGCUGAUACGGCUGUGUGGUCAGCCUCUGGACUCAGACACAGAGAAAGAGGAAGUACAGUUUCUCAUCACAGUGUGUUUGAAACUCACGCAGGACCCUUACCUCAUCACCUUCUUCAUCGAGAAGGACUCAAACACUUCAAACAGCCCCUUGCCUUGUUCAUCAGCUCAGCCACAUGUCCGUGAGGAGACAGCCUUAGCUCUGCGCUCAGAGGGCAGUCAGUCAGGGUCUGACACUGACCCUGAGCGGGGAUCCGGGAGUCAAUCAGGGGUCAGCCCCCCAGUGACUCCAGCCGCCAAUGCACGUCCCUGUCCCACAGCUCAGUGUCAGACUGAGAGUAACUUGGUUCGUGCCUUACUGACUCUGAACCAGAGUGAGAAACGCUGCUCUGCAUUGAAGGCGCGUGAGGCCUUGCUGUUGCUGGUGGCGGUGCCUGAGGAGUCUGGCGUGAGGUGGAUGGCUGGGAGCAAGGCCCUGAGACACACACUGACAGCAAGGCUGGCUGAGCUGUACCAGCUGAUCCCAGACUCCAUCAAUCCUGGGGAUGUGGAGUCACUUACACCAGUCAGCUGGCGCUCUCACUGUGCCAGCGGUCAGUCUGAGGAGACCCUGCUCUGCCCAGCGAAAGAGGCUGUGAUUAGCUUCCUGUCGUGGCUGGAUUACUGCGACCAGAUGGUGAAGGCAGCUCAGCCAAUCACUGCUGUUGCUGUGGCAAAGGCGAUCCGAGAUCAAUUCUUUGUCAGCGUGUUGGAGCCAGAGCUGUCGCACGUGUGUGAGGUGAGGAUCUUGAACUCCACAACGCUGCUUCUGACGAUUGUACAGCAGGUGUCCUCGCCAAGGUUACUGAAGGAGCUCGUGUGUUUCCUGCUUGGAGAGGGAGGGGAGAGCGAGGCUGAGACGUCAGGCCAGCUAGCCAGUCACCCCCUCCUCUCCCACCUCAUACAGCAUUGCAACCAUCUGUCUGACGAGAUCAGUGUGGUGACCCUGCGGGUGUUUGAGCAGUUACUCAGGAAGCCUGAGCCGCAGGUGGUGUCCAGGCUGGUACUGUGGGACCUGAGGGACAGAGGGUAUCGGGCCCCCAGCACUGGGCAGGACGAGGGCAGCAAUGCUGAGAGCAGCCAGCCCCCCGAGACAGAGGAUCUGGACGAGGACCCAUUUUUCACAGACAUGUACAUGGGGAGCAUGUACCCCGCCUCUGACUGGCUUGCGGCCCCCACCACAACAACACUGCCAGCCGCCAGGGAGUCCGGCAACCCCCAGGUCAACAGGGUGGUCAAUAGCUUUCUGUGCCUGGUUCCCGACACAGUAAAAACCUCCCACUUGGUGCCAGGAGCUGGAUAUGACACGUACCUACAGGAUGCUCACCGGCUGUUCCAGGGCUGCUGUGUAAACGCAGUGCAGUGGAAAUGGCCUCUGGCUCCCAAGUCGUUGGAGAGCUGUGAGCGGAGCUGGACGUUUUACGAGGGCCAUUUCCUGGCUGUGCUGUUUGACCGGAUGGCAGGGCUCCUGGAUCAGCCCUAUGAUCUGAACCUACAGCUGACCUCAGUGCUGUCCAGGCUGGCGCUGUUCCCCCACCCUCACCUGGACGAGUACCUGCUGGACCCCUACCUCAGUCUGACCCCCGGCAGCCGCUCGCUUUUCUCUGUCCUCAUCCGCGUGAUUGGGGAGCUGAUGCAGAGAGUACAGCGCGUCCCACACUUCGCCUCUAAACUGCUGUUUGUCAGGAAACAGUUGAUGGGUCUGGAGCCAGAGGAACCUGUGGAUCACGUGACGUUGCUGAGAGCAGUGAUCGUGUUGGAGGAAUUUUGUAAGGAAUUAGCCGCAGUUUCCUUCGUCAAGCACCCUGCCGAGCCCGACCAGCGCAGCACCCCCUUCGGAAAAGGGGUUUGGGGUUAGAAAGAGGUUUGGAAAAAGGGGAACAGAAACACUAUAGCGAUACUGGAAUCCCCCCUUCCUUCCUAGCCCCCCCCCCCCAGCCCCCUCCGUGACCCCACUCCCCCCUCACUAAGCCUGCAGGACAGUAAGUGAACGAAACAUGGCCAUCCCAUCCCAUGUGCGAUUUUAUGGCAUGUGCUGCUCUCGGUUUUAUACUGUCUCCUUUUAUUGGCCUCCACUCCCCCCACCCACACGGGAUCUCUCGCUGUGAUAUCAUUUAAAACGGGGAGUGGGGGUUAGGGUUUGCCCAUUGAUGUGGUUUGAGCCACAAGGAAUUUAGCACUUGGAAUCACGGUUAAUUAUUUGAUUAAUUAUUUUAUUGCACACUUAAUGCGACACUUAAUUUCCGAUCAAUUCUCACUAGGUACUUACACUGAUCUGGAGGUGGGGGCUUCUACUGAUCAGUGAAAUUAAUCUGUUGUGUUUUUAUUCCUUUCUCUCUCCUCCACUCCCCCCCACCCCCACCAGCUGGUUUAACUGUACAGGGGGGCUCUUACACUAGGAUGAGAGAGAGAGGGGAGGGGUGUGGAAGAGAGAGCGAGGGAGAGGGGG